Messenger RNA from Lactuca saligna, 783 nucleotides. Lineage: Eukaryota; Viridiplantae; Streptophyta; Magnoliopsida; Asterales; Asteraceae. The record is from the annotation of a GenBank genome assembly.
AUGCAACAUGUUAGAGGAAUCAAGGAUACAUGGCAUGUCAUCGUUCUAAAAACAACAGACAACAAUGCAAGUUUUCUGGUCGUCGUUAGAGAAAACAAGGCAACAUGUUCCAGCAGACAAGGCAACGAGGCUAGUUUCCAGGUCGUCGUUCAAGAAAACAAGGCCGUAUGGCUUGUUUUCAGGAUUUUCUUAAACAUAUCAAGGCAACAUGUUGGAGAAAUCAAGGCAACAUGGAACUAUUUAACAAGGCAACGUGUUUGGUUAGGCAUCUUUCAAGGCCGUCGUUCGAGCAAUCAAGGUAGAAAGUCAUGUGAUUGGGUCAUCGUUCGUAAAAUUAAUGCACCAUGUUUUAGGAAUCAAGGAUACAUGGCAUGUUUUCAGUAUGCACACGACGUCGGGGAAAAUCAAGGCAUCGUAGCUAGUUUCCAGGCCAUUGUGGCGAGUUUUAAGGCAAUGUGUGCGAGUAAUCAAGGAAGCGAUGCUAGUUUUCAUGUUGUCAUUAGAGAUAUCAAGGCAACAUGUUCGAGCAAUCAAGGCAACGAGGCUAGUUUUCGGGUCGUCGUUCAAGAAAUCAAGGCAAUGGGGCUAGUUUUCAGGCCAUCGUUCGACAUAUCAAAGCAACGUGUUGGGGGAGGCAUCUUUCAUGAGCCGGGGGGCUUGGCGUCGUUCGACAUAUCAAGGCAAUGUGUUAUGGUAGGCAACUUUCAAGGCUAUCGUUUGGCAAAUCUAGGCUGCAAGGCUUGUAAUCAGGUCACCGUUCAUAGAAUUAAUGCACCAUGUUAG